AUGUCCGCAACCUCAAUGCUCCCCGUGACUUCCCAACCGUCUAUUUCGUCCCUUUCUUCGCAAAGAACAUCUUCUCGUCUCUCAUCCCUCAACCCAAUGAGGACCUCCAACUUUAAAAUACCCGGAGGUCCUCCUGUUCCUCCUAAACCUUCGUCAGGGUCCUCAGCCUCCUCAGCUUCUUCAAUCUCUUCCUCCUCCACCUCCUUCUCCAUACAUCAGACUGCAGCUACCCCAACUCCAGAUCAUCAUUCUCCACCUACCCACUCCCACUCCCACACCCACACCCCACCAACUUCCAACCACACCCCAACUCCAACUCCCCACCACACUUCCACCCACUCACGUCUCUUCCCAACCUUCUCCAACCAUUCCAACCACUCCCACGAGGAAAACUUCCAACUUAAAAGACUCGACUCCAACUCCACCAUCAAUUCAAACUUCUCCCUGCAACUGAAAUACCUUGUAACCCUCAACCUUAGUAAACGAGAUAUCGAACUUAUUCGGUACACAUGGAAUAAAAUGCUUCUUGAAGAACCUCAACAUGAACGUCCAACCCAUCUGCAACUCCCACAAAUGCCCGGUCAAUUCUACCCAGGUCAAUCUUACCCCCCACAUACCCAUCAUUCUCAACAUAAUCAUUCUCAUAAUGAUUCCUUGACCGCUCAAAAUAUGAAGGGAUUAUCACAAAUCAAACAAAUGAGUACCUCCACCGUUGCUCUGUCACUCUUUUGUCGUCAAUUCUAUGGCAAUCUUCUAGCAAUGUCCCCCGGGUUAGAGGGGUAUUUCCCCCUGAUUAAACAUCAAGCAGUGGCGUUUGCCGGAGUGGUAUCCCUUGCCAUUCUGCAACUUGAUAACUUGUCCUCCUUGGAUGAAUAUCUCACCAAGUUGGGGAAACGUCAUACCCGUAUCCUCAACAUUGAACCAGAACAUUUCGAACUCAUGGGAGAAGCACUCAUCAAAACAUUUAUUGAACGAUUUGGUAUCAAAUUCAAUCAUGAAUUGGAAGUGUUAUGGAUCAAAUUGUACAUGUAUCUCUCCAAUUCCAUCCUUCAAUAUGGUCAAGAUCCAAAACUUAAAUUGAAUAAAAAUGACAACACUGGCAGUAAUCCAGAUCAUUUGUUUCAAACCAAUCAACUUGAUGAACGGUCUCUUUUGGACACUCUGAGUCUUAACGCUGAACUCACGCGUUCAAGCACCUUGACUGACGCUGGUUCUUCAGUCAAUGGGCAAUUUCUGACCCGUAAUGGCAGCCAAGCGGGUAGACAUCUGAGUGUCAGUACCGCACACACCAGUAUCAUGAAUCCAGAACUGGCCACCGCAUCCACCGACAACGUCGAAGACAGUGGCAAAAAGCAAAAAAAGAGACUGAGAAUGAGUAUCAGAAACAAAACAAAGGAAGGAUGUGUGAUAGUAUAG
Molecule: messenger RNA, 1416 nt
Organism: [Candida] anglica
Lineage: Eukaryota; Fungi; Ascomycota; Pichiomycetes; Serinales; Debaryomycetaceae
Source: the annotation of a GenBank genome assembly